AUGGCCACCGUCUCGCUCCUGCGAGCCGCGGCGCUCGGGCUGGUGGUUCUGGCGUCGGCGCUGCCGGCGGCGCAGUCGUGGAGCAAAGAGGGUCACAUGCUCACAUGCCAAAUCGCACAGGAUCUGCUGGAGCCUGACGCCGCGAACGCCGUGAGGAACCUGCUCCCGGACGACGUGGGCGGCGUCCUGUCGGCGCUGUGCGUGUGGCCGGACCAGGUCAGGCACUGGUACAAGUACGGGUGGACAGGGCCGCUCCACUUCAUCGACACCCCUGACAAGGCCUGCAGCUUCGACUACUCGAGGGACUGCCACGGCCCCGACGGCGCCAAGGACAUGUGCGUCGCCGGCGCCAUCACCAACUUCACAUCCCAGCUGCUGCACUACAAGCACGGCAGCGCCGACCGGAGAUACAACCUGACUGAAGCCCUUCUGUUCCUGUCACACUUCAUGGGAGAUGUUCAUCAGCCGAUGCAUGUGGGAUUCACCAGCGACCAAGGCGGCAAUUCCAUAGAGCUGCGGUGGUUCCGGCACAAGUCCAACCUCCAUCACGUGUGGGACAGGGAGAUCAUACAGACAGCGCUCGCCGAUUUCUACGGCAAGGACAUGGACGCCUUCCGCAAGCAACUCGAGCACAACCUCACCAAGGGUACCUGGUCUGACGAUGUAUCGGCUUGGACAGACUGCGAAGACCUCUCGUCUUGCCCAACCAAGUACGCGGCCGAGAGCAUAGGCCUGGCGUGCAAGUGGGCGUACAGCGGCGUCCGUGAAGGGGAAACACUGUCCGACGACUACUUCGACUCGAGGCUCCCGAUCGUGUCGCGGCGGAUCGCGCAGGGCGGGGUGCGGCUGGCCAUGUUCCUCAACCGGAUCUUCGGCGCGCACAACCGCGACGUGCCGGUGCCGCCGCCGUCUUGA
Messenger RNA from Miscanthus lutarioriparius, 915 nucleotides. The record is from the annotation of a GenBank genome assembly. Lineage: Eukaryota; Viridiplantae; Streptophyta; Magnoliopsida; Poales; Poaceae.